This is a messenger RNA of Populus nigra (black poplar), 435 nucleotides long. RefSeq lists its product as uncharacterized. The transcript has a single exon. NCBI's taxonomy places the organism in Eukaryota, Viridiplantae, Streptophyta, Magnoliopsida, Malpighiales, Salicaceae. The record is from RefSeq and is a predicted model, not a curated record. The coding region runs from base 57 to 350 and encodes 97 amino acids.
AGAAAGAAAAUAACCACAACACUUGAAGAACACAUCACCACUAGCUAGCUCACAGCAUGCUCAAGAGAGGUGCUAUCACUGUAUCCAUGUUUUCAAACUCCGCCGUGUUAGUGGGGUGGUGCAGGGGACGUAGGAGGCUAAGGAGGCGGAGAGUUGGCACUAUAAGGCUAGGGAAUAAGAAGCGAGGGUUCUGCCUCGUGUCACGGCCGGUGAUCCAGUGGGGUGUCAUGGUGGCUCCCCUUCGAAUGCUGAAGAACAUCAUCAUGGAUAUGGCACCUGAUGGCCGGUUCAUUGAGGCUUAUUACUUGUCUUUACCCUUUUUACGUCCACAAAUAUUUCCUCUAUGUUGAUUCUUCUGGUGUUUAAUUUCCCCUUUUUUCCUUAUUUAAAAUCGUUCGCAAAUCAAUGCACAACAAUAAAAGCAUUAUUUUUUUA